AUGGCAGGCUCCAGGGGAAACAGCAUCUUCCCCCGAAACCCCUACCACAUCCCUGGCUAUGGGGGCUACGUUCCUCAAUUCACCUUCACCUUUGGGGACACCUAUGGCAGAACCACCCACAAUCUGCUGACAGAUCCCAACGUCAGGAAGAGCCCUCGCUCCCUGCUGGCACCACUGGACAACAAAGAAAACCUCCUCGAGUACCAUUACCACAUCGACCAUCCAGGAUACGUCACCUACCAGCCCAUGGCCAGCCCUCCUGAGAUGCCCCUGGGGCCGCAGCCCGUGCCCACGGUGCUGGAGGAGCCGACGCUGACCCCCCUGGAGCCGCGGUGCCCCCCGGCCGUGCCCGGCGCCCAGCAGGGCUGGCAGCCCCCGGGGCUCGCCCUGCACCCCGCGGCCCAGGAGCAGCUGGACAGGGAGCUGGCCAUGGCACCCCUGGCCCGGCUGCUGGGCCAAGGGGCUGGAAGGUGCCAGUGUAACUGUGCCCGGAGCCCGGCGGUGAGUGGGCCUGGAGGGGCUGGGGGGUACACUGGAUACAUCCCCUGCUCCCUGGACAAUGUUGGCAUGACCUACCUCUUGUCUGUGAAGAAAGCCAUGAAGGAAUUUGACCGUCGCCAGCUUUUGGAGAGAAAUCCACCUUAUACGUUGGGCACGAGAUUCCCCCUGACACACUGGCCGGACACCAAAAUUUACAGCCGUGCUGGGCUCAUACCUAACUACAUGGGCUUUGUACCACACCUGCAGGACACCUGCGGGCUCACUUACGGGGACGGCACGCGGGAAUCGUACCGCUGGGAACAGAGGAGACGGGGACUUGCACUGUGAAAACUGCUUUAAUGGCGCCUGUACAGCAUUGGGAGUGACUCGGAAACAGCAAUAAUAACACAACACAACAGAAUUUUUGAAUGAGAGAGUUCAUACAACUUUAAACAAAAUUUACAGGUGUUCAACUGCAUAGCUUUACU
Messenger RNA from Motacilla alba alba, 968 nucleotides. It is a transcript of the gene CIMIP2A, whose product is annotated as family with sequence similarity 166 member A. NCBI's taxonomy places the organism in Eukaryota, Metazoa, Chordata, Aves, Passeriformes, Motacillidae. The transcript is spliced from 6 exons. Bases 1 to 828 code for a protein of 275 amino acids. The record is from RefSeq and is a predicted model, not a curated record.